AUGUCUCAAAACGUUUACAUUGUAUCGACCGCCAGAACCCCAAUUGGUUCAUUCCAAGGUUCUUUAUCUUCCAAGACAGCUGUGGAAUUGGGUGCUGCUGCUUUGAAAGGUGCCCUAGCCAAGGUUCCAGAAUUGGAUGCCUCCAAAGACUUCGAUGAAAUCAUCUUCGGUAACGUCCUUUCUGCUAAUUUGGGACAGGCCCCAGCUAGACAAGUCGCUUUGACCGCUGGUUUGGGAAACCAUAUCGUCGCUAGUACGGUUAACAAAGUUUGUGCAUCCGCCAUGAAAGCUAUCAUUUUGGGUGCUCAAUCCAUCAAGUGUGGCAAUGCUGAUGUAGUCGUGGCCGGUGGCUGCGAAUCCAUGACCAACGCUCCAUACUACAUGCCAGCGGCCCGUGGGGGAGCUAAGUUUGGUCAGACUGUUCUCAUUGACGGUGUCGAAAGAGACGGGCUCAACGAUGCGUACGAUGGCUUAGCCAUGGGUGUUCAUGCAGAAAAGUGUGCUCGUGAUUGGGAUAUUACCAGAGAACAACAGGACAACUUUGCCAUUGAAUCCUACCAAAAAUCUCAAAAAUCUCAAAAGGAAGGGAAAUUUGACAGGGAAAUUGUACCAGUUACAAUCAAAGGAUUCAGAGGAAAGCCAGAUACUCAAGUGGCAAAUGAUGAAGAGCCAGCUAGACUGCACGUUGAAAAAUUGAAAUCGGCAAGAACUGUUUUCCAGAGAGAGAAUGGUACCGUCACUGCUGCCAACGCUUCUCCAAUCAACGAUGGUGCCGCAGCUGUCAUUUUGGUGUCUGAAAAGAUCUUAAAGGAAAAGAAUUUGAAACCUCUAGCUAUUAUCAAGGGUUGGGGUGAAGCUGCUCACCAACCGGCUGAUUUCACAUGGGCUCCAUCUCUUGCUGUUCCAAAGGCUUUGAAACAUGCUGGUAUCGAAGAUAUCAGCUCCGUAGACUACUUUGAGUUUAACGAAGCCUUUUCCGUGGUCGGCCUGGUCAACACUAAGAUCUUGAAGCUAGAUCCAUCGAAGGUUAAUGUAUACGGUGGUGCUGUUGCCUUAGGGCAUCCAUUGGGUUGCUCUGGUGCCAGAGUGGUCGUUACUCUGCUAUCCAUUCUACAACAAGAAGGAGGUAAGAUCGGUGUUGCUGCCAUCUGUAAUGGUGGCGGUGGUGCUUCAUCCAUCGUCAUUGAAAAGAUAUGA
Saccharomyces kudriavzevii IFO 1802 is the source of this 1197-nucleotide messenger RNA. RefSeq names its product acetyl-CoA C-acetyltransferase (gene ERG10). The record is from RefSeq and is a predicted model, not a curated record. The transcript has a single exon. Gene Ontology annotation, biological process: ergosterol biosynthetic process; fatty acid beta-oxidation. Lineage: Eukaryota; Fungi; Ascomycota; Saccharomycetes; Saccharomycetales; Saccharomycetaceae. Gene Ontology annotation, molecular function: acetyl-CoA C-acetyltransferase activity. The coding region runs from base 1 to 1197 and encodes 398 amino acids.